AUGCCACGGUCCAUCGUCAGCGACCGCGGGAGCAACUGGCUAAGUAGGUUCUGGAAGAGGUUCUGCCGUCUUGCAGGUGUCACGCAGAAAUUGAGCACGGCCUAUCAUCCUCAGACGGACGGAGGGCCGGAGAGAAUGAACCAGGAGAUCGAGGCCUACCUGAGAGCCUACGUGUCGUACGUGCAGGACGACUGGGGAGAACUGCUCCCUGCCGCGCAGCUGGCACUCAACAAUCGUGAAUCCGCAGCGACCAAGAUCAGCCCCUUUUUCGCUGAGCAUGGUUACCACGUCGAUCCCAUCAGCGUCGAGGAAUCGGAAGAGCCACCGAGGCAUAGAGAGGAAAGCAGAGCUGAUAGCCUACUCAGUCGCCUGCAGGAGGUCAAUGAGUACAUGCAAGCAGUGAUGGCCUCCUCACAGCAACAACAAGAAGAGGCUGCCAACGCAAAGCGACAGCCUGCGGAGCGAUUUGAAGUUGGUGACAAGGUGUGGCUCUCGAUGGCAAACUACAGAUCGCCACGACCGUGCAAGAAGCUCGACUGGCUGCAUCACAAGUACACAGUCACGAAGGUAAUUAGUUCGCACGUUGUUGAGCUCGAUGUUCGUGGCUCAAUUUACCCGCGAUUUCAUGUUGACCUUUGCGGCGGGCGCAUCAAGAUCCGGCUCCUGGCCAAAAGGUAG
Messenger RNA from Hirsutella rhossiliensis, 678 nucleotides. Its product is annotated as integrase core domain-containing protein. Gene Ontology annotation, molecular function: nucleic acid binding. The record is from RefSeq and is a predicted model, not a curated record. Gene Ontology annotation, biological process: DNA integration. The transcript has a single exon. Lineage: Eukaryota; Fungi; Ascomycota; Sordariomycetes; Hypocreales; Ophiocordycipitaceae. The coding region runs from base 1 to 678 and encodes 225 amino acids.